UGGGAUAAUUGGACCUGGGGGCCAAUUUCUUUUUCUUUUCCCCUCGUGGGUUUUCGUCGGUUUGGGUGUACGAAGUUGGAGCUGCAUGGUUGCCGGGGGAGCUUGUCUUGCAAGGUUUUCGAGGUUUGUGAGUUUGCAUCUGGAUUGAGGGCGGGGCGUAGUUUGGGAGUGCUUGAAGGUGUUUUAAUGAGGGGACGGGAGUGGGGAGUUUUUGAGACGAUUUAAGAACUUGAGGAGGUGAGUUUGUCAGUGUUGCAAUAGGUUUUUAGAGGGGAGGAGUUGGAUUGAUAAGUGGGGGAGAAAGAGAGAGAGAGAGAGAGAAAUUGAGUGGGGGUUGUCGAAUUGAGAAUGUGGUUUGAUGUGGCGGGAUGGAGAUGUAAUUGCGUUGAGGGAGAGACGGGGAGGGAUUUGGUGGUGGGAGGAGAAGAGUGUGAGGAGCGGGAGGGUGUCGAGUGGAGGUCGUAGAGGAGGUGGAGGAGGAGGAAUUGUGUUGGCUUGAAUCGAGGGUGGAGAGUUUAGAAAAACUAACAGAUGGCUGCAGCAAAUGAUAGGAGGGGAAGCAGGGGUUUGGGAUUGUCGUUGAAUUUGCCGAGUCGUCAAUCGCCGAGACCUCCUCCUGUUCCGCAGCCAUUGCCGCUCCCUCCGCCUUCAUUGGAUAGUAGGUACAGCAACUCUAGUAGGGGAUUGGGGAGUGGGUAUGCACAGGGGAGGGGUGUGGAAUUGAGUGAUCUGGAGAAAAUGAAUUUGCUAGGGGCGGGGAGUGGGGGGAAGGUGUAUAAGGUGCGGCAUCGAUGGACGGGGAAGGAGUACGCGUUAAAGAUCAUCCAAGAGAAGCACGAGCUGGCGGUGAGAAACCAGAUCAUGCGGGAGAUGGAAAUUCUGCAAAUUUCCAAGUCGCCGCAUCUAGUGGAAUGUUAUGGUGUGUUCGACCGAGGGGGCGAAAUUUCCUUCGUUCUGGAGCACAUGGAUGGAGGCACCUUGGCGGAUGUGCUGAAACACCACAAGAAAAUCGGUGAGCGCUACUUGGCGGAAGUGACGAAGCAGGUGCUCUUGGGAUUGCUCUAUCUCCACAAGCACAAAAUUGUCCAUCGGGAUAUUAAACCUUCCAAUUUGUUGCUCAAUCGUAAGCAAGAGGUGAAGAUUGCCGACUUCGGCGUGAGCACCGUGUUGGCGAACACACUCGCGCAGUGCAAUUCGUUCGUUGGAACUUGCGCGUAUAUGAGCCCCGAGCGAUUCGAUCCGGAUGGCAAUGGCGGAGAGUAUGGAUACGCAGCCGAUAUCUGGAGCCUCGGCUUGACGCUUCUGGAGUGUGCCAUUGGACGCUUCCCUUGCUUACAACCUGGGGAGAAGCCAGAUUGGCCUACCUUGAUGUAUGCCAUAUGCUUGGGAGAACCUCCUGCCCCGCCACCAGAUGCUUCUCCCGAAUUCCGCAGCUUCAUCAUCUUGUGCUUGCAGAAAGAAGCUGCUCGCCGGCCUUCAGCUGAGAUGUUACUAUCACACCCCUUUGUGAGAAAGUAUGAAGGGCGGCCUGGUGUUAUCUCAGCAUUACUGCAAGGUCCGGUGUUGUGAUGCAUCGGAAAAGAUACCGUAUGUCUUUCUUUUUUUUAAUUAUUUUUUACUUUUUUUCUUAUUUUUUUAAUUUUGUAGAUGUUGUAGAGGAGCCCUUCUCUGCCGGAAGGUUAGGUCCGUAUGGGUUGGAGAUGAAAGGAAGUGAUCACUGGGACCAUUUGAAUGUCGAGUUUCUCUCUCUUUUGGUUCUUCCGGACCUACAUUGUCAAUACCAGUCAUAUUCUCAUCUCUUCGCAUCAACGCAUAUUUGGCAAAGAGACGAUCUGAUAGUUUCAUCACCUUGGUUUGUUAACUCAGUUGUGUUUCUUCUUUCAAAUUGAGAAAAAGAGGUACAAUUCAACGAAUGGCCCCUUCAGUUAA
Molecule: messenger RNA, 1929 nt
Organism: Physcomitrium patens
Lineage: Eukaryota; Viridiplantae; Streptophyta; Bryopsida; Funariales; Funariaceae
Product: mitogen-activated protein kinase kinase 9
Biological process (GO): protein phosphorylation; MAPK cascade
Molecular function (GO): MAP kinase kinase activity; ATP binding
Source: RefSeq, a predicted model, not a curated record